GCGACUGGCUGCUGGGCUGUGACGUCAUGUUGGCGGGCUCCGGCGGCCGCUCCAUCCGUCAGACACCAUGAGGCGUUCGGUCAACUCCAUCGUCGCCGUCUGUCCCAACAUGGGCAUCGGGAACGGCGGCAACCUCCCGUGGCACCCGAUCCGGCUGAGCAAAGAAUUCAGACAUUUCCAGAAGAUGACAUCCACCCCUUCAGUAGAAGGGAAAUGCAAUGCUGUUAUUAUGGGACGGAAAACCUGGUUCUCGAUUCCAGAGAAGAACAGGCCACUUAAAAACCGAAUUAAUAUUGUACUCAGCAGAGAACUUAAGGAACCGCCGGAAGGUGCACAUUACCUGGCACAUGACUUGGACUCUGCACUAGCUCUGCUGGAUUCAUCGGAUCUGCAGGACAAAGUGGAUCUCGUGUGGAUAAUCGGUGGUAGUGCUCUCUAUAAGGAGGCCUUGGAAAGCCCGGCUUCACAUCGAUUAUUUGUGACUCGUAUUCUUCAAGACUUUGAGAGUGAUACUUUCAUACCCGAGAUAAAUUUGAAUAAGUUCAAACUGCUUCCUGAGUUCCCUGAUGUUCCUACAGGCGUUCAAGAAGAGAAUGGGAUCCAGUUCAAAUUUGAGGUGUAUGAAAGAAUCACCCCUGUGUAGUGGAAAGGAAAUCUAUGUCGAUGUACAGGUGAAUUGUUGGCAUUUCUGAAAAAGCUAAAGUUCUACUUAUAUUUGUAGAGAAUGAUUACUUCUAAUGUUUAAAAAUUAAUAAAAUUCCGUAAGAAUCUUAAAAAUAGGGGCAUUAUUUUGAAGACCAAAAGCAUCAUUAGAUUUCCUCCACCAUUUCCAACUUGAGCCAUCAUGAUUGACUCAGAAUGCAAUCAUGGAUUUGACAGCCACAUCAGAGGCUGAGUAUUUGUGCCAACUGAUCCUUCAUCUCUGUCAAGCCUCCUCGCCAUGUGCAAGGCUAAAAUCGGGAGUGUGAUGGGAUCACUUCCACAUGUCUGGAUAAGCACAUCUCCAAAAUCACAAGUUCAACACCAUCCACAAAAUAGCAACCUGUUCAAUUGGCACACCAUCCUCCAAAGUUGCAACUGCCGAUGAUGAGCACACCCUACUGAGUGGGAAUAUGCCCAAGUUCUUCCACAGCUACUGGAUCAGAGUCACUCAUGGCACUCGUGAUUGAACAGCAUUGUGUGAGUACUGGACCAUAUAGACUGCAGCGUUUCAGGUAGCCAUCAUUUUCAGGAGGAAAGGCAUGAGUAUAAAUGCUGCUCUUGCCAGUGGCAUCCAUGUAGCAAGACAUUUUUUUAAAUGUUCUACAAUGGAAACAUUUGUAAUUUCUCUUAGACUUACAGUAAAGACUUUUAAAUGGA
Pristis pectinata (smalltooth sawfish) is the source of this 1359-nucleotide messenger RNA. RefSeq names its product dihydrofolate reductase (gene dhfr). Gene Ontology annotation, biological process: tetrahydrofolate biosynthetic process; glycine biosynthetic process; dihydrofolate metabolic process. The transcript is spliced from 6 exons. Gene Ontology annotation, molecular function: NADP binding; dihydrofolate reductase activity. Lineage: Eukaryota; Metazoa; Chordata; Chondrichthyes; Rhinopristiformes; Pristidae. The record is from RefSeq and is a predicted model, not a curated record. The coding region runs from base 68 to 643 and encodes 191 amino acids. Gene Ontology annotation, cellular component: mitochondrion.